Molecule: messenger RNA, 7576 nt
Organism: Bursaphelenchus xylophilus (pine wood nematode)
Lineage: Eukaryota; Metazoa; Nematoda; Chromadorea; Rhabditida; Aphelenchoididae
Source: the annotation of a GenBank genome assembly
AUGGCUAUUCAAAAAGGCGAGACUUUGAGAAAACGGUAAGAAGUGUGAGAUUUUUUCUGAGUAUCUUGGGUUUUUUGGGGAGAAAAAAGAGUAAAGCAAUUAUUUUUUGGGAAGAAAAAGGAUUUUUGUGGCAUUGGGAAAACUCUGAAGGACAAUAGAGCCAAGGAAGAGGACAAUUUAGGCCGAGAGAUAAUGGAUGAAAAGAUUUUUUAAAAUUUUUUCGCAUUUUUCGUAGAAAAAUUUUGUUAGAAAAUUAAAAAAUUUCCUAGAAAUUAAUAACGUUGUAAGCUCCAAGAGGCUCUGUAGCCAAAAAAGUAGAAUUUUUUUUGUCUGACCAGCUCUCCUCAUUUUACGUGCUCUCUCUCUAGAAAAGGCCGUCUCUAGUCAGGGUAAUACACUCCAUUUCAAAAUGAUAGACACGCCUAUAAAAUUUUCAAUUGCGGUGUCGGGGUUCAGUUGACGGAUACGAAACCUUAACAGGUUGAGAGAGGAGGUUUGAAAACCUACACCUACAAAUAAAUUUUCUCAUUGCACUGUAAUUGCACUUUACACAAAAGAUUUUCCGAAUUUUGGGUGUUUCAAAAUGAUAGACACGGUUGCUAUUUUUGCUAAAAACUUGGGAAUAUGGGCCCCAUAGUGCCUGAAAUUCUUAGUAUGACUGUAUUGCAACGGUCUGGACUUUACUGAGCUCAAAAAGCCCAAAUUUUUAUGCAAUUGUCCCGGAAUUGCACAUAUACCUCCAUUUGGUGCAAUCUGGCCUGCAUCUGUCAGAAGUCCACUUUCCGUGGGCACAGACAGUGCAGAUGCGACCAAUGGUAUGUAAUGGAGUAGAUCCAGUCAGUUUUCACCAGUAUGCAACACAAAAAUGCGUGGAAAUUGCAACGAAAACUGAUUCCGCAGCGAAAGUCGUCACUUCUAAAGCUUCUCAAGCAGGUGCCUGUGGUUUGCACAACCAAAAAAGCUCUGAACUAUCUUGAAAAACCACAUACAAACGUUAUUACAUAAUCUAUAUGUCCAGGUUCAGUCGGGCCAACGCCAGAAAACGUCAAGUUUCCAAAAAGCCCUUUUUGACCCAUUUUUAAGCCUACUUUGCACAGAUUCACAAAAGAAUGGUGCACUGCGGACCUGCUGAAGCAAUGCUGCAGAUGCUACCGUGCUAAACGUAUUUACAAAAACCUAAACAUUCCAGCCUAGAAGUUUUUCUUCGCAUCUACCUUGUUUCGAAACGUAGGGUAGCCUUCAAAGCUGACUAUGUCGCAGCGGAAGCAGUUUUUGUUGCAAAUGCCACGCAUUUUUUUGUCGCAUACUGGGGAAAACUGACUGGAUCUACUCCACUACAUACCAUAGGUCGCAUCUGCACUGUCUGUGCCCAUGGAAAGUGGACUUCUGACAGAUGCAGGCCAGAUUGCACAAAAUGGAGGUAUAUGUGCAAUUCCGGGACAAUUGCAUAAAAAUUUGGGCUUUUUGAGCUCAGUAAAGUCCAGACCGUUGCAAUACAGUCAUACUAAGAAUUUCAGGCCCUAUGGGGCCCAUAUUCCCAAGUUUUUAGCAAAAAUAGCAACCGUGUCUAUCAUUUUGAAACACCCAAAAUUCGGAAAAUCUUUUGUGUAAAGUGCAAUUACAGUGCAAUGAGAAAAUUUAUUUGUAGGUGUAGGUUUUCAAACCUCCUCUCUCAACCUGUUAAGGUUUCGUAUCCGUCAACUGAACCCCGACACCGCAAUCGAAAAUUUUAUAGGCGUGUCUAUCAUUUUGAAAUGGAGUGUAUCUCGGCAACGCGAGCAAAGAGCGAAUUAAGAUUUUGAGACAUUCAUUUGCCUUUAAUGUAGACCAUCUAUCCCAAAUUUCAAGAAAAUCGAAAGAAUUUUGCAGGGGAAGUACUCCAAGUGCGACGCUCAGAUUUUCUUGAAAUUUUGCACACACGUUGAGUAUGGACAAAUAUCAAUUCCUGAAAGUUUUAGCUCGCGCUUUGCGGGCGCCGCCGAGAUAUCGAAAGAUUUUUGCCGCCGAGAGAGCACGCUAAACGUGUAGAGCGGUCAGAGAGAAAAACGCUUUUGGCCAUAACUUUGACAGUUUCGUGCGGAAAAAUUUGAUUUUUUGUGGAAAUAUUACUCUCUACGGUAGAAAUAUACUGCCCGACAAUUAAAAGUGAAGUCUCGAUUCUGAGCCCGAUAUUGCCCUGAGGCACAAGGUAUUCCCCCAGGCCUCUUCGGUACCCUACGCCGAUACAGAGUGCCAAUUUUCAUACAUGUGCACUUAAAACGCACUGUGCAACGGGCGAUUGAAAAAUUUUUGGGCGACAAUUAAAAGUGAAGUUUUUAAUUUUUGGACUUACCUGACCUUUUGAGAGAUCUGUUGGGACGGAAACCGUGCAGAGACAUAGUCAAGGUUACAGUGAAGAGCCCUAGACACAAUUUACGAAAAUUGUUCCGAAUUUUAUGGUACCAUUUCCCGGCAUCAAGACGCGGGGUUUAGGUGCCACAAAACAGGGCCUUUAGGCACUAUUUGUUGUAAGACUGGUAAUUUUAUGAUGCUGAGUGCAUUUGCUGACUAUCUUUAAACAAAUAAUGCUGCGAGUUUGUCAAAUUUUGGCCCGCUUCAAAGCGUGCUUAUCGACAACGGUACUAGUCAAGGAGAAUAUCGAUGCAAUUUCGAAAGAUGAGAUGCAAAAUCAGCGCAAAUUUUGUCUUGUACUUUUCGAUUACCCUCUUAGCAGCUAAAAGCAGCGUUGUUUACUUGGAGGUGCGUACAUACCCCGUUUUACGAUACACUUUACUUAACUUGGUAUAUACGCAUUUUUCGCAUAACUCGAUGCAGCGAAAUUGAAAUUAAUGAUGUUGUUUUUGACUAAUUUAUAUCCAGAAAAAUCAUGUGAAGGGGUUUUGGGCCAUUAAAACCCAAACCAUGGCGUUACACUUCGGUUAUGGACGGUAAAUUUCAGCAACUUUAGGAAACCGUUGUGAUACCCGCUAUUGUUGUCUCUAAAAGGAGCGAUAACAUAAAAAGUAAAGGUUUAUAGGAAAGAAGGAUGUCUAUCCACCCCGAUCCUACUAUCAAACCGAGAGGGGUACUGGUUCCUGCUACGGUAUAAGUCAAAAUAGGCACCUAGCCGUUAUCCAUAUCAACAAGAACGCUUUGAAGCGCACCAAAACUUGACAUACUCGCAGCAUUGUUUGGACGAACAAUGUCACAAGAUGCACUCAGCAUCAUAAAAUUACCAGUCUUACAACAAAUAGUGCCUACAGGCCCCGUUUUGUGGCACCUAAACCCCGCGUCUUGAUGCCGGGAAAUGGUACCAUAAAAUUCGGACAAUUUUCGUAAAUUGUGUCUAGGGCUCUUCAUUGUAACCUUGACUAUGUCUCUGCACGGUUUCCGUCCCAACAGAUCCCUCAAAAGGUCAGGUAAGUCCAAAAAUUAAAAACUUCACUUUUAAUUGUCGCCCAAAAAUUUUUCAAUCGCCCGUUGCACAGUGCGUUUUAAGUGCACAUGUAUGAAAAUUGGCACUCUGUAUCGGCGUAGGGUACCGAAGAAGCCUGGGGGAACAUCUUGUGCCUCAGGGCAAUAUCGGGCUCAGAAUCGAGACUUCACUUUUAAUUGUCGGGCAGUAUAGGCAUGAAACUUUUCGUGCCGAAAUUCGACAAAAAGUCCUAAAUUUUGGCCGACUUUUGUUCUAAAAAUCUCGGUUGUUUCUGCAAAGCGCGAGCUAGGAUCCUCGCAUAUAUCAUAGAAAAAGUUGUUCUAAAUUUGUGCCAAGUUUCAUCAAAAUCUGAGCGUCGCACUUGGAGUACUUCCCCUGUUAAUUUUGGGGUACCCACAGAAAAUUUUUUUUCAUCGACCGACUAGAAAAAACUGAGCAUUUAUUUUGACCUUUUAAAAAUUAAUUUUUCUUAUAAAAAUGAGCUAUGCUAAUUUUAGAGACGUGAAAACAAUGACCAGGUCGACAACUCGUCCCUUAACCACGGUUCGACCUCAAAAAUCGCCAAAACUGGAGCACAAACAGGUCCGAUUCCAUCCGAAUCUCCCAAAACAUGAGAGAAAAUCCUGGACGAGCAUUUUUAACCACAGUUAUGUCAUCUCCGUACCUCUGGCUUCCCUAUUUUUAUACCUUUUUCAGCAUUAUUUGUAAGUUUGGUUUUUAAAAUACGGACAAUUCUGAUUUUCGUAGAGAUCUCAAAAAAAAAUAUUUUUUAUUGUUACAGACGAUUUCUCGACAUGGACAAACGGGUUUACAAUCAUGUUCCGGGUGAAUGCAGCUUCGUGGGGGGCUUGGAAAAAGGCGCGGUGGACCUGGCAUGGCUGAAUAAUGAAACGGUCAUUAUUUCCACAGGUAAGCAACUUUUGAGCGAUAGAAAAAACGUUAAAUAUACGGUCAAGUCCCUAUGCAGCGAAUCGCAACAGACCAAUAAAUUCAUUCGUUAUAGAAAUGCUUUAUUUUAUGAAGUUCACUUUUUUAUAAAAUUGAGACUUGGGGCCGCUGAAAUUGUUUUUUACAGAGAGUUUUUGUUAUAGAGAAAUUCCUUGUACAAGCAUUUCACUAUAGGAUAUAGCAUACUACAAGUACGACGCUCAGAUUUUGAUGAAAGCCGGUACAAAUUUAACAAGGAAAGUACUUUUAUGGGGGCUCCUACUUUUUGACGGGACAUAUCUCAAAAAAUCAGAAAAAAUGUGCUGAUCAGGGAUAUAUAAAUGUUAGCUGCCCAUUUUAGGUUUUUAGGGGUGAAAACUCAGUUGGAAGUUGACUUAAAGUCCUUUAUGAACCCCUUUUCGCCUAAUUUUUCACAGGUUUACAAUUUUUAUUUUGGCUUAAAAUGAUGUUUGUUGAGUUUCUAAAACGUAAUAAAUCAGUCUUGGCACAAAAAUUUUUUUUUCCGACCUUCAUCUUCAAAAAAAGUUGAUUCGGCCCAAAAGUGAUGUCGAACCCGUGCGGCAUUCCCCCUCUUGAUUCCUAGACUACGGCACUAGCCACUCGGCCACACCGCUCUCUUCCGAAGGAAGAGACCGACUGCGCUUUUUAUCGUUUCGAAUGCCUGCGCCUUUUGUAGGGAAAUUAAGCUAGUUUUUGGGCAUUUUCACCCAUAAAAACCUAAAAUGGGCAGCUAAGAUUUAUAUAUCUUUGAUCAGCACAUUUUUUCUGAUUUUUUGAGAUAUGUCCCGUCAAAAAGUAGGAGCCCCCAUAAAAGUACUUGUAAGAUAAUUUUUAUAUGAUAUAUGCGUGAUUCCUGGCUCGCGCUUUGCAGAAACCACCGAGAUUUCGUUCCUCACCGCGUUCCGCCGUUUGCGUAUUCUGUCGGCCGUAAAAAUCGUUCAAUAUCUCGGCUGCGCCUGCAAAGCGCAAGCUCAAACUUUCAGGAGUUGAUAUGAGGCAUAUGAGUUCAAAAUUAGAAACUCAGGGUACUUCCUUUGUUAAUAGAGCUUUCAUAAUUGUGUUUCAAAAUAAAUUCCUAUGAAGAGACUUCAUAAUAAAAAACUUCAGGAUCAGAUCUCAAUAACGCUUCGAACGCUACAGCCGGAGCGCUCUCAGUUUGGCGGGUUAAUGAUGGAAUGGCAAAUGAAUUGUCGUUUUCCGGAAAAACCCCUCCAACCUUCAAUCCAUAUGGAAUAUCGGUGUUUGCUUCGACGGUAUUUGUAAUCAACAGUCGGCGAGGGAGAGUGGAAACGGAUUCUGUGGAAGUCUUGGAGAUAAAAGAUGGGAGGUUGCGGAGGAAACGGAAACCAGUGGCGUCAAAGCAUUUUACGAGGUGAGAUAGGGGAGAUCUUAAUGUUUAAACUUUGUUAAGCUGUUCUGUUAACAGAAAUUUGUAAUAAUCUAGUUAUGAAAACAACUGUAAAGCUUGAUUUACAGGGUGUUUCAAGAAAUACGACUGAAACUUUUUGUGAAUAUCUUUGUGGUCUUUGCAGCUAUCCAAGAAGUUUAAAUUGAUUUUAAAAUUCGACGACGGGCGAUUUGAGAAUAUGAAAAAGAAUUUUUUCUUGCAUCGGCGGAGAGACCAACUUUCGGCGGAGACAUUUGACGUCUUUUUUGGAAAUUACGUCUCGUUACAAAGCCCAGAAAGCUCACCUACAGAUGAAAUUAGGCUUGUUCCAUUUGGUAGGAUUUGACUUUUAAGUUUCGCUAGAUUUUCGGAUGUUUCAAACAUCGGCGAAGGCCCAGCGGAGACUUUUUUUACCGACGGAGUCCGUCUUCAGGACUCUCAUUAACGCUAAAAGGUUAUCAGUUUCAAUAAUCUCCCCUUUCUUUUAGCUUAGUGAAUGUGGUCGGCCUAAGCUCCACCGAGUUCUACGCAUCCAACCAGUACAUCUAUCGUAACCCUUAUAUGCAAUGGAUCGAAUUUGGAGGCCACUUCAAAUCUGGGGCUGUCUAUUACUUUGAUGGAAGGUUGAUUCAUCCUGCAAUAAAGAAAUUAAAACAGCCAGCUGGAAUGGCGAGGGAUGGAAAGUAAGUUGGCAAAAAAAAUUUGGUUCUUUUUGCUAUGAUGACAUUUGUAAUCAUGUUUUUUCAGCAAGCUCUAUGUCGCUGAAUUUGGAGGGAAUGCCAUUCAAAUCUACGAUAUCAACGACUUCAAAACGCCGCGUCAUCUUGAGGUAAGGGAAAUAAAAUUAAAAUGAACACAUAUAAAGGUGGCCACAGAAGUUCUCGGCUUUUAUUUUUGCUGUUAGUUGCAAAAAUGGGUUGAAAUUGAUUUUGAAAAAUCAGUAGACACUUUAAUUUUCGUCCUGCGGCGAUUUUACACAGUCUGCAGCGGGUUUUUCCCAAAUUUUUGAGCUUUUUUGGCAACGAAGUGUAAAAUCCAGCGCCGACAUUUUUUUACUGAAUUUCGACAAACAGCAAAAAUAAAAGUCGAGGACUUACAAUGACGACGUCCCGCAAGGUGGUUGCUCGCAAGUGUCGCGACUUCUAUAAAAGUGCUUUGUUAUUUACAUGAAGCUGAACUUUAUCCUCGGAAAUCUCGCGUUGGUGGACCUGAUCCAGUGGCAAAAAACGUACUAUUUUGCAUCCUGAAAGUAUCAAAAAUGCAGCAAAAUACUUCCCUUUCCAAAUAAAAAAAUUCCGUUUUGAAGGGUACGCCCUAUCAUUUGCAAAAAGAUUUUGAAAUUGGAGCCUUUUCUCUUGGGGAGAAUUGUAUAUUUUGCUACAUUUCCGUCACUUCCCGGAUGCAAAAUGGUACGUUCUCCGCCACUGGAUCAGGUCCACCAUUGUAUGUGACCAUCUUUAUAUCGAUCCAUAAAAAGCCUUAUUCUUAUUUGGAGCAAAAAUAAAAUCCUUUUACAGACGAUCAAUCUGCUCUCCGCGCCAUUCUCCAUCGCCAUGGAGCUGCGUCAAAGCGCGCUGACAGUCUCAACUCAUCCGCUGAAACUUCGAUUUCUCGCCUUUCAAGCUUAUCCCGAAGAAUUUCUCUCUCCGAGCAAUGUGAUCCGAGUAAAGCAACGGAAGAACAAGACCUGGCAAUUCACUCAGUUUUACUGCAAUGACGGCGCCACAAUACGAGGAGUGGUCACGGCCAUGAGAAUACCCGACAAUCGGAUUGUAAUGGGAAAUGUGAAUAGGGGAUUGUUGAAGUGCCAAUUGAACCUAACUUAA